AUGAACACCGUGAACACAACAUGCUCCAAUACCGGCGGUGGCCCAGGUGCUAGGAGUGCGAACCAGCACGCCAUGAGCGUAACCACCAUGAUCUCGCCGAGCAGGAUAUCUCCCAUCGACUUCAAUCUUUUCACCUCUGAAGAGUGGGAUCGGUUCUUUGAAGCCAGCGAAGGGUUCAAAUACUCGCCAACCGUCACCAUAUCACGACUCAGCCCUUGUUUUGGGGGAGGGUCUUCGGCAAACACCCCGACGACUGGCACUCAGGACCCAACCAAGGAGUACGCGUUACUCAGAACAUUGCCCGUCAAUGAGUCGGCCGAAUUCGCGCGGGUAGAGAAGCUGGUUCAGGCUGAGAAGGAGAUUGAGGCCUUGAAAGAGCAAAAUAUUGCGCUCCAAAACCGAGGGAAGUUACGGUAG
Morchella importuna is the source of this 417-nucleotide messenger RNA. RefSeq lists its product as uncharacterized. The record is from RefSeq and is a predicted model, not a curated record. The transcript has 2 exons. Lineage: Eukaryota; Fungi; Ascomycota; Pezizomycetes; Pezizales; Morchellaceae. The coding region runs from base 1 to 417 and encodes 138 amino acids.